This is a messenger RNA of Acanthoscelides obtectus, 2927 nucleotides long. NCBI's taxonomy places the organism in Eukaryota, Metazoa, Arthropoda, Insecta, Coleoptera, Chrysomelidae. The record is from the annotation of a GenBank genome assembly.
CACGUUUGUAGAGAAAUCUUCCACUGUCUUUAUUAAGCAUGAAGCCUUCAUCUGUCAAUUCGUCAAUUGUCUAUUUGGCAAUUUUGGCGGGUUUUUUGUUACCUUUUUACUGUCGCUUAUUAGCGUAAUAUUUUGAUAUAGACGACAAUUUGGUGUGAAUUUCAGUGACAUUUGUGUAAAAAUAUUACCAUGGAUCUGCCCUAUCGUGUAGAGUAUGCGAAAUCAAGUCGAGCAAGUUGUAGAGGAUGCAAAAUGGGAAUAGAUCAAGGCGAUCUGAGACUUGCCGUUAUGGUCCAGAAAAUUCAGAUAGAAUAGAGAUCGGUCGGUAAUUGUCGAUUAGCAGAGGAUCGCAUUUCUUGAACACAAGUAUACCUAUAGCAAAAUUUUCUUUAAUUUGCUUCCUACAACUGUGGAAAAGUGUUUACCAAAUUCCUCCAAUACACAUGAUGGAGUGUCAAUCACUGUGUCGUUCUCGUUGGUAAGAGAAAUAGUCUCGUCACUUUGAUGGCAAGACCCCAAACUGGUACCACUUCAAAUGUUUCUUUGAGAAGCAACGACCAAAGACAGUAGAUGAUAUAGAACACUAUGAAUCUAUCCGAGUUGCAGAUCAAGAUAAAAUCAAGGAACGUGUUGGUCUAUCUGCUGUUGCCAUUGUACCAGAUAAAAAGGGAAAGAAAAGGACUGUUGACAAAUUGAAGCAACAGGCACUUAAAGAUUUUACGAUUCAGUAUGCUAAGUCUGGAAGAGCUAUGUGCAGAGGUUGUGAACAAAAAGUACUCAAGGAGGAGAUUCGAAUCUCAAAGAAAGAUUAUGAAACAGAUGUUGGUGCCAAAUAUGGAGGUCAAGACAUGUGGCAUCAUGUUCAAUGUUUUGCCCAGUUAAGAGCUGAUCUUGGCUUUUUUGAAAGUGCUGACAAGCUGCCUGGAUUCAAAGGACUUAGCCCUAAGGAUCAAGUUGAAGUCAAAAAACAAAUUCCGCCAAUAAAGCAAGAAAAUAUUCCCGAAGUGAAGAAGAUAAAAACAGAAGAUCAGGUGGAUAGUGUAAAGAAAGGCCCAGAAGAAGAGGAGUAUAGAAAGCAGAAUAAAAUUAUGUUUGGUUAUAGAGAUGCUUUAGCAAAGCAUUUGGACAAUAAAGAGAUGUCCUAUCUUUUGGAGUACAAUGAUCAAGAGGUACCACCUGGAAAAGAUAGAAUAUUGGAUCGUCUAUCUGACAUAAUGACAUUUGGAGCACUCAAGCCUUGUACAGUCUGCAAAGGAGGACAGUUGGUAUUCAAUAAGCUUGGUUACAUCUGUACUGGUGACCUAACUGAGUGGAGUAAAUGUAACACUAUUACAAAGACUCCUGAACGAGUACCAUUUAAAGUUCCAGACGAUUACGCUGAAGCUUACUCAUUUUUGAAAAAGUAUAAAUACAAACCAAUGACAAGAGUUAUCCGAGAAGUUAAACCAAGCAUUGUAGUUAAGAAGGAUGAUGAACCUGAUGGCCCUCGCGUAAAAAGAGAAUUGCCAGCUCUGUACAACAUGGAAUUUGUGAUUGUGGGAAAGCUGUCCAAAGAAAAAGAUGAGAUCAAGCGGGAAAUUACUUCACUUGGUGGAAAGGUAGUGAAUAAAAUUUCUAAGAGUGUUAUGGCUGUGAUAUCUACCCCUGCUGAUGUUGAAAAAAUGGGUUCCAAAAUGACGGAUGCCGAAGCGGAGCAGAUUCAUGUUGUUAGUGAAGAUUUUGUAGAUGAAGCUAAAAAUAAUACAGGAAAAAUUCCAGAUUUGAUAAUUCAGAAGAGUAUCUGCAAUUGGGGCUCUGAUCCGUCAACCAGACUCCCAGCCGAACCCAGCCUCAAAUCAAAAUCUAAAUCAAAGUCUGCCAGCAUCUACACCAAGUCCGUUCCAGACAAGAUGAAGAUCCAGAUAAAAGGGGGCACCGCCGUCGAUCCGGACUCUGGAUUAGAGCACAAGGCGCAUGUCUACCAGAGAGGCAAAGAUGACAUCUACUCGGUAGUGCUGUCACUCACGGAUAUACAGACGAAGAGGAAUAGUUAUUAUAAGUUGCAAUUGUUGGAAGGAGACAAGCAUAAGAAGUAUUGGGUAUUCAGGGCUUGGGGACGGAUUGGAACUACUAUUGGAGGUAACAAGGUAGAGGAUAUGCCGGACUUAGACAGCGCCAUACAUCACUUUGAGAAUCUCUAUGAGGAGAAAAGUGGCAACAUGUGGUGUUUCAGACACAAUUUUGUGAAGGUUCCUGGAAAAAUGAUGCCUGUUGAGCUAGACUAUGGAAGCGAGAAUGGUAUGGAGAACUUAGACAUCGUGGACUCAGAAUCAAAACUACCCAAACCAGUUCAAAAUUUGAUGAAAAUGAUCUUUGAUGUGGAUUCUAUGAAGCAAACAUUGUUGGAGUUUGAAUUGGAUACUGAGAAAAUGCCGUUGGGUAAAUUGAGCAAGGCUCAGAUCCAAAAAGCCUAUGGUGUGCUAACUGAAAUCCAAAAUCUAUUGAAUAACAAUGCCCCUGAAGCAAGAUUGAUAGAUGCUUCAAAUAGAUUUUACACUUUUGUUCCACAUUCUCUUGGUGUUGAUGAACCACCUCUCCUGAACAGUAUGGACGAAGUUAAGGCAAAGAUAGAGAUGUUAGACAAUCUGAUGGAAAUAGAAAUAGCAUACAAUCUGAUGAAGUCUUCAGGAUCUGAACACACAGUAGACAGCUACUACAAGACCUUGAAUGCAGAGAUACAACCAUUGGAGAAAGAAUCGGAACAGUUUGGUAUUAUUCAGGAAUAUGUGAAGAAUACUCAUGCUGAAACCCAUAGGUCGUAUGAACUAGAGAUUAAGGAUGUCUUUGAGGUACAUACCGUCUUUCCUUUUCGAAUAUUUGACCAAAUUGCGCCGAUCCUCGUAUCCAGAAACCACAGUAUACUUUCCCGAGGGUUUUUGAUGCGCUGA